Messenger RNA from Naegleria lovaniensis, 333 nucleotides. RefSeq lists its product as uncharacterized. The record is from RefSeq and is a predicted model, not a curated record. The transcript has a single exon. Lineage: Eukaryota; Heterolobosea; Eutetramitea; Acrasida; Naegleriidae. Bases 1 to 333 code for a protein of 110 amino acids. Gene Ontology annotation, molecular function: oxidoreductase activity, acting on the CH-OH group of donors, NAD or NADP as acceptor.
AUGGAUAACUUCAUUUCAUGUGGAGAUAUCACUGAUGAAGUCUGGGAAAAGGUAAUGGCAGUCAAUACUACCGGUCCCAUAAGAACAAUGAGGAAAGCCAUUCCCAUCAUGUCCCAAAAGAAGAAUGGAGCGAUCAUCAACAUUGCAUCGUUGGGAGGCCUUCAUGGUGGACGAGCAGGUAUUGGUUAUACCGCAAGCAAGCACGCACUGAUAGGAAUGACCAAGAAUGUUGGUUUUCAUUAUGGUGAUCAAGGUAUUCGUUGCAACGCCAUUGCUCCUGGAAGUGUUCAGACCAAUAUUGAAGUUAAAAAUCCUCACCGUUGGGUGCAGUAA